UCCCCGCCUGUCUGACCUGCUCACAAAGACUUCUGUCAGUUAGUUUACAUCAUGUUUACAUCAUGUUGACAAGACGCUGUGUUCCACGAUACCACAGCAGUACAAUUUGAACCUUCUGUUGUGCUCGUCAUUUUACUGAAGACUCUUCUCUAAUGUUUGCUUUUAUCUUCUUUGGCUUCUAAUCUUCUUUAUUUGGACUAACAAGCACCUCCGAACCACAGCCUCUGGUCUGUGGUGAGCCAUGGAGGGAUGUGUGGUCCAUCUUCAUAGUGUCCACUUCAGGGGUGUUUUGAGUGCUCAGCCCAUCAUAGUCAACUUCCACCAACUCUUCCAGACCAGAGAUGCUCCUGCAAUUCUGCCUACGAUAAAGAAUGAGGAUGUUCUGCGGGCUGUGGUGGCUCUAUUGGACACGUCCUUGCCUGAUAUCGGCCCUAGAGACAUGCAUGAAACAGUGCACUACCCUGGGAUAUAUACUGUUAUUUUGUCACGAGACCAUGCAGAUGUUUUAGAGGACUACAGAGGGAGAGCAUCCCAGAAGAGGACAAGUUUCACUCCAGUACCCUGUAAAACGACAGUCAAAGCAAAUUGCACGAGCAAUAUGCUGGCUGAGCUGUACAGUGACUCUGAAGACAGUCCAGAGGAAACCUCAGAGGAGAUAAUAGCAGUGGAGACAAGUGGCAGUUGGUCUUGGGAGCAAUUCUGUGAAGGCCUGCAGGAAUUUGUGGACGAAGCAAAGGAUAGGAAAGAAAGAAGAGCAGUACAACGAGAAGACGGAAAGAUCCCGCCAUCCGCCGUAGGAGUUGAAUCUCUGAUCGUGGCUGCUGCUUGCUACGAACUCAAGAUACUGUCUACAGGAGACAUGGUGCUUCAGUUGUCUCUUUUGGCUGUAAGGAAACGCUACCGGCACCUUGGGAUUGGCAGCUACAUCAUGGAGCUUUUGAAGACUCAGUCUGUAGUAGGAAAAUACGACACACUUGUUGCCCACGCUGACACUGAUGCAAUAGGUUUCUUCAAAGGCCAUGGGCUCACCGAUGACCUCCUGCUCAAUGACCAGUUCAAAGAGCUGAAAGAUGAAUGGACUAACAGUAUUCUCAUGAGUUACCUGCCACCCUUUACUACAGACCUAGAAAUGAGAAAUCCAGGUUUCUCGCUGAAUUUACGAGAGGUGGAGAUGGACAUGGAUAUGGCAAAGUCACAGGCUCUCUUUGCAUAUCAGCAACAGGUCACGUGUGUGACGAGGCUACUAGAAGAGGUCAAGAUCUUGCACAAACAGCUAGAUUUACAGCGUGAGGAAGUGGACCGUCUCAAUUCCAAGCUGGAACUCGAAAAACAAAAGCGCCAUGAUAUAGAAAAGAGGUUCUUGAUGUACAGGCUGAAGAACACACAGGAACUGUUAGACAGUAUUUCCUCAGACUCAGAUGAUCAGGAACAGACUGAACAGGAACAUUCAAAACCAGGGACACAAGACCAAGAAAAAGCACAGUCUGCAGAACCUUCCAUCCAAACACCAGAGGGUGCUGGAGUUUGAAGUUUUGUACCUUUUAGAGUAGGCAAAUAUUAAAUGUUUGUUGUGCAUUCUCAUAUUUUUGCAAUGAUUUGUUAUUUUUGCAUUUGCUUGUAUGUUCAGCUGUACCUCAUAGUCUCACAGGUUUUGAAUAUAAUGUUUUUAAGAGACACUCUGUUGGUUGCCAGUGGUAAAACAUCUCUGGAGGUCAAAAAUUGACAUACACCUUGCAGAAUGUGCAAAAUGUUAUUAUUUUACCAAAAUAAGAGGGAUCAUACAAAAUGCAUGGAUUUUUUAUUUAGUACUGACAUGAAAAAGACAUAAAAGAUGAUUAUAUAUAGUCCACAAGAGUAAAUAAAAGUUGAAUUUAUA
Messenger RNA from Labeo rohita (rohu), 1876 nucleotides. RefSeq lists its product as uncharacterized. NCBI's taxonomy places the organism in Eukaryota, Metazoa, Chordata, Actinopteri, Cypriniformes, Cyprinidae. The record is from RefSeq and is a predicted model, not a curated record. The coding region runs from base 242 to 1528 and encodes 428 amino acids. Gene Ontology annotation, molecular function: acyltransferase activity, transferring groups other than amino-acyl groups. The transcript has 13 exons.